Molecule: messenger RNA, 1314 nt
Organism: Sparassis crispa
Lineage: Eukaryota; Fungi; Basidiomycota; Agaricomycetes; Polyporales; Sparassidaceae
Exons: 2
Coding region: 1-1314 (437 amino acids)
Molecular function (GO): protein binding
Source: RefSeq, a predicted model, not a curated record
AUGUCCUUGUUGUCGUUGAACGACGACGUCCUCGCAGCUAUCAUUCUCUUCAUGCCACCCAGCGAGGUCCUGCCAUUCUCAAGGACAUGCAGAUACGCGUAUUCUGCCGCGAUUCCCCAGUAUCUCUCAGAAGUGACGAUUAAGAGUACCCUGCAGCUCGCCGGAUUCUGUGCUUUCGUGCUGGCCGAACCCUUUCACCGCCCCAUCUGCAUACACGGGCUUGAUCUCGCCCUCCAAAUAUUUCACGAACAAGACAUCUGUGCAAGUGUUUGUGCGCUGACCGAUAUACUACGCCGUGCAAUUUGUCUUGAUUCUCUGAGCGUCAGAAACUUGGAAAACCUCCUCUUAUUUGGGCCAUCACUCAGGAACGUGCUAGCCGCUCUGCCUGCUUUGCGGCAGAUUUCGUUCCGGGGCAUAGGUGAAAUCUCUCUCGCGGUGUUGUCACAAAUGGCCAGUCGCCCCCGCCACGUCAUACUCGACACGUUCUGGAAUGAAGCUGGGUACACCUGUGAAGGCGCUCUUGACAAAUUCGCCCAAUGUCUUGAGACGCUCGAGAUACGGCGAGCUUCUGGUUUCGUAAAGCUAAACGCCGAAGUUGUCUGGCCGCAUGUGCGCACACUCCAUGUCGCUUACAUUGACCACUCUACGUCGCUCUCUCGCCUCGCAUACGCGUUCCCCAAUGUACGGCAUUUCAAGUCCAUGGCGAGCCGGCCAUUUUUGCCCGACCACGGCCCACAUUGGGCCUUCCUGGAUUAUGUUGAGGCAGAUAUCCCUGUAGAGCUCUUCUCAAGCAUCCGCCGACUUGUGCUCCGUUGCCCCUACUCCAGGGAAUCUUCUGAAAUCAAUCGCCUCACACUGGACAUGCUUCGACGUGCGUCGCCUGUAGUGCUCGCGUGUCAGGUGCACCGAGACAUUGUCCCGCAUAUCGCGGAUGUCUUGCCCGCUCUGAAGUACCUCAAAAUAUUAGUUCGAGAGGAUUUAGCGAAGUCGAGCAUCGAAUCGCGCUCGCUCUCCAUCGCACACGCCGUCCAGAAGCUCCCCCUCGUCGCGCUUUCGUUGUGCCACGGCGAUCGCUGGCCCACUGCCUUGCACUGCGACAUCUCACGCCUCCAGUGCAUUGCGCGGGAGGUCGCGGCGGUACUCCCGACGUUGAAAGACGUCGGAUUCGAUGGGCCGUUGCUUCUCCCUCGUCAUGACGUCUGCCGUUGGUUCCGUGUGACGGACAGAAAUGGAGAUACUCCCCAGCUCCGCUUGCUUUCUCGACAGGAGGGUGAUGGGCUAGAGGCGCAGCUAGCAACGAUGGGCCCUGCUUGA